Salvelinus namaycush (lake trout) is the source of this 1263-nucleotide messenger RNA. RefSeq names its product calcium channel, voltage-dependent, beta 3b (gene cacnb3b). The record is from RefSeq and is a predicted model, not a curated record. Gene Ontology annotation, molecular function: high voltage-gated calcium channel activity; protein binding. Gene Ontology annotation, cellular component: voltage-gated calcium channel complex. The coding region runs from base 1 to 1263 and encodes 420 amino acids. Lineage: Eukaryota; Metazoa; Chordata; Actinopteri; Salmoniformes; Salmonidae. Gene Ontology annotation, biological process: regulation of voltage-gated calcium channel activity; chemical synaptic transmission; neuromuscular junction development. The transcript has 14 exons.
AUGGAAAUCGACAAGGAGGUGAGGAUUCGACAACUGGAGCUAGAUGCUGGCUCCAGUGCGACUCCAAAAGCUGCUCAUCAUCAAGCCCACUUUGAUCAUAACCCCCACUCUUCCUCUGCCUUUCCCCUUCCUCGUCAGGGUUCAGCUGAUUCCUACACUAGUAGACCCUCGGAUUCCGACGUGUCCCUGGAGGACGACCCCGAGGCGUCUCGGCUUGAAGCCGAGCGCCAGGCCCAACUGCAGCUGGAGAGAGCCAAGUCGAAACCGGUAGCAUUUGCAGUGAAGACCAACGUGAGUUACUGUGGGGCUCUAGAUGGGGACUGUCCUGUCCAAGGUGCUGCUAUCAACUUUGAAACCAAAGACUUUCUACACAUAAAAGAGAAAUACAGCAAUGACUGGUGGAUCGGUCGGCUGGUGAAGGAGGGGGCGGACAUCACCUUCAUCCCCAGCCCGGUGAAACUGGAGGCCAUGCGGAUCAAACAGGAACAAAAACAGGCACAGAGGAAAGCAGCGAACACAUCGUCCAGCUGGAGGUCCACACCACCAUCUGCAGCCAAACAGAAGCAAAAGCAGACAGAGCAUCUCCCACCCUAUGAUGUUGUUCCCUCCAUGAGGCCGGUGGUGUUGGUGGGGCCCUCCCUGAAAGGCUAUGAGGUAACGGACAUGAUGCAGAAGGCCCUGUUUGACUUCCUGAAACACAGGUUUGAUGGGAGAAUCUCUAUCACACGGGUGACUGCUGAUCUGUCAUUAGCCAAAAGGUCUGUACUGAACAAGAAGGCCAUCAUGGAGAGGUCCAACACACGCUCCAGUCUAGCUGAGGUCCAGAGUGAGAUUGAGAGAAUUUUUGAGCUGGCUAAGACCCUACAGCUUGUAGUUCUGGAUGCAGACACCAUCAACCACCCAACACAACUCCUCAAAACAUCCCUGGCUCCUAUCAUCGUUUAUGUUAAGGUGUCCUCUCCAAAGGUUCUUCAGAGGCUCAUCAAAUCUCGGGGGAAAUCUCAAAGUAAACACCUCAACGUACAGAUGAUGGCAGGAGACAAACUAGCACAGUGUCCACCCGAGAUGUUUGAUGUGAUCCUGGAUGAGAACCAGCUGGAGGAUGCAUGUGAACACCUGGCAGAGUACCUGGACAUCUACUGGCGCGCCACUCACCUGCCCUGUUCCACCCCCCUCAACCCCCUAUUGGACCAGAGCGUGGUCACCCCGCCCUCUGCUAACUCCAGCCAACAGUUCUCAGAGACUCAAGAGUUAAUAGAAUGA